AGAGCUACCAUACUAUGAAAUAUGUACCUUACCACACUUGCCAUGAAAAGUGCUAUGGUCAGAUGGACAAUAAUGCCAUCAUCACAUAUGGUACCUUUACCACUACCAUCUUCUUCCACUCAUAAUGUAAGCUUGUGUUGGGCCUCUAAAGAUUUGAACUUGAGCACCCAAAGAAGUACAGGUCUUUGGUGUGCCGCAAGGAGGCAAAUUAGGUACCAAGAUGGUGAUGAAGAUAGAGAUGAAGAGUAUGGGCAUAAUGAGGAAGUUGCUGAGUUAGAGUUCUAUAGUCAAUCAGUAAAAGGAGAAGCACUCCUUGUUCAUGCACUGGUGGACCAGGAAGAAGUAGAUGUGCUUAUCUUCAAGGGGUUCUCUUCAUGCUUGAGCUACAGCACCUCCCCUGACCCAACAAGGAGCAUUCUUCCAGCCAGGGCAGUGAUAGUGUCCAUAGAUAGAAUCAAAGGACCUUUUGACCCUGCCAAUAUAGAAUAUCUGCAGAAGGGUGUAACAUGGGAAGAAUUCAAGAAAAAUGUUCUCUCUAAUUAGAAAGCAUGUAAUUUUGUUCUUGAACUUUUUUCAAACAAGCU
Messenger RNA from Abrus precatorius (Indian licorice), 584 nucleotides. RefSeq lists its product as uncharacterized. The transcript is spliced from 2 exons. Lineage: Eukaryota; Viridiplantae; Streptophyta; Magnoliopsida; Fabales; Fabaceae. Gene Ontology annotation, cellular component: chloroplast. The coding region runs from base 22 to 543 and encodes 173 amino acids. The record is from RefSeq and is a predicted model, not a curated record.